CAGGUAUAGCAAGUCGAGCAAAUUAUUUAGAAAAUGUGAAAUUAUAUGUAUGGCAGAUUUAAAAAAGUGCUAUUAAUUCACAGCUGUGUAUGGACGAUGUGACGUCAUUGAAGGAAGGAUUUAAUGUGGUGAAACACAGAGAUAUUAAACAAAACAAAAACAAACCGAAUUAAUUGAAAAUAGCUUGCAGUAAAUAGAAAAAAGUUACAAACACAAUUUUUUACAGUAAAAUAAGUGCAUAGAAAUAAAAAAGUUAAAUACAAGUAAUUGUUUAUAAAAUAAUCAAAUCAAAGCCAGGCGUAUCACGCACACCACUGCCUCCCCAAUAAAAAAAAAUAAAAUUAAAAUAAUAAUUGCGUGAAAAUUAAAAAAAAAAAUGUAUCUCCAAUAUCUCUACAUACUGCAAUGUAUGCAGGUGUGAGUGUGUGUGCGUGUGUUUAUGUUUGCAAAUCGCCAAAAUCGUCGCAAUUCUCAUCUGUAAAAUUAAACCUCAACUCAUCAUAAUCAACCAACAACACCUGUAAAUAUUCAACAACAAACAAGCGUAGCCCAAUUGUGGCCGACUAUAUACUACCUAAAAAGCAAAAACAUAUACAAAUAAAUAUCGCCAAGUUUGGCGUGUAUACCGAAAAAUUUAAUUGCAAUUGAAGUUUACUAAUGAAUGCAAAAAUAUAUAACAACUUUCAGCCGCAUUAAAUUAUAAGAAGAGCAACAUUGCAAAUAUGUGUAAAUAAAAAUUUUCUAAUUAAUCUGUGAUUUCUGUGAUUUAUUUUCUCUCGCAUUGAAUUUGCAAAAAACCAGAAAAUUUGUGAUUUUGCAACUUAUGCUAAAUACAAAGAUCAAACAAAUCAGCGGGUGAAAGUCAAAAGUCAAAGUAAGCUUCAACUUGGGUUACCGCUCACAGUGGUGACAUAUAGUGGCAUUGAAUUAUAUUAAUCUAGUGAAAUAGUAAAUUAAUCAAAAGUAAAAAACUAAACUAACCUGAUAUAAAUACUAAUAAUAAUACAACAUAAUAAAUGCUUAAGCAAUAAGUUACUGUAAAUAAAUGCAACAAGGUAGAAACUCCGUAUACUCAUCGAACCAAAGGAUUCAUCUUAACUUAAUAAUAACCAAUGCAACGGCGAUUAGAAACCACACUUAAGCAAAAAAUAAGCAUUAACGCACGGGAAAUAUAACUGCUAGUCAACAACAGCAACAAAUUAACUGAAGCUAAUUAGUGUAAAUCGUCCAUUACGUAGCUUGUGUAUAUAACAACUGCACACGCCUACCGCCUACUACGUAUAUAAGCAUUUACAUCGCUGACUGCUGCGUCAAAACUGCAGUACAUACAUACAAACGUAAACAUUUACGCGCUUGGCGGCGUUUAGUUAAAUUUGUCAUUUUUGUAUAGCUUGAGAUUCGCCACUAACCAAAAAAAAAAAAAAAAAAAACACACAAAUAAACUUGUUUAUUGCUUCGUGAAUUUUGCAAAAUAGAGUUUCCCUCGCCGUAAACGUCUGCUUCGAAUUUUCUGUUCGUUUCACUUCGUAUUUAUCUUCUUCUUCGAUCAACGCGUUAAACUGUUCGUGUCAUCAGUGUUAAAUGUCAAAUAGUCGAUUGCUUGCCACGUAAAUGACGUGUCAAUCCGGAGAAAUGAGUGUAGUCGUGCAUCUGGUGUAGCACAACUAUGGCCAAGCGGUCUUCUAUAAACCAUCAGAAUUUGGAUACAUUGACGGUUGGCAGCGGCUCAGGAAGCGGCGCUAGCAGGGCAUCAACAGGGCUCCACAAGCGGGGGGCACUCGGGUCGAAGGGGAGCCCAUCGCUUAGCUGAUAGAAUGGGUGGCCCAAAGAAAGACGACACACCACCCGGUGGUGGUCCAACAUCAUUAUUUAUCCUCACCGAGGAUAAUCCAAUUAGAAAAUACACACGAUUCAUCAUUGAAUGGCCGCCCUUCGAGUAUGCUGUGUUAUUGACAAUCAUUGCCAACUGUGUUGUGUUGGCCUUAGAAGAACAUUUGCCUGGGAGUGAUAAAACAGUAUUGGCUCUGAAACUGGAAAAAACGGAGACCUAUUUUUUAUGCAUUUUCUGUGUAGAAGCAUCGCUCAAGAUCCUUGCCCUAGGGCUUGUUCUGCAUAAACACUCCUACCUCAGGAAUAUUUGGAACAUCAUGGAUUUUAUCGUCGUAGUAACGGGCGCUAUGACGAUCUUCGCCGAGGCCAAUAUAGAUGUCGAUCUGCGUAUGUUGCGGUCGUUUCGGGUACUCCGGCCACUCAAACUCGUUUCAAGAAUUCCAAGUCUACAAGUAGUUUUAAAAUCCAUUAUAAAGGCUAUGGCGCCGUUGCUUCAAAUUGGACUUUUAGUCUUGUUUGCGAUCGUUAUAUUUGCAAUCAUCGGACUCGAGUUCUAUUCGGGUGCCCUGCAUAAAACUUGUUAUAGUUUGGAAGAUCUGAGAAGGUCCGUUAAGGAAGGCGAAUCAGAGACACCCUGCUACUCGGAUAAUUCAUCGAUGAGAGCGACUGGUUCAUUCACAUGUGAUUAUAACACGAGUAUGUGUCUGGAUAAAUGGGAAGGGCCAAAUUGGGGCAUUACUAGUUUUGAUAAUAUCGGCUUUGCCAUGUUGACUGUGUUCCAAUGUAUCACAAUGGAGGGCUGGACAGCAAUACUGUAUUGGACCAACGACGCUUUAGGUUCAGCAUUUAAUUGGAUAUAUUUCGUGCCUCUUAUAGUUAUAGGCUCAUUUUUUAUGCUCAACUUAGUUCUCGGUGUCCUUAGCGGUGAAUUCGCAAAAGAACGUGAAAAAGUAGAAAAUAGACAAGAGUUUCUUAAACUUAGAAGACAACAUCAGCUAGAAAGAGAAUUGAACGGCUAUGUUGAAUGGAUUUGUAAAGCUGAGGAAGUGAUCUUAGCCGAAGAGCGUACAACUGAGGCGGAAAAAAUGCACAUAAUGGAGGCACGGAGAAGAAAUGCGGCGAAGCGUAAAAAACUGAAAAGCUUAGGCAAAUCGAAGUCAACAGACACAGAGGAGGAGGACGGUGAAGAAGACUACGGGGACGAUGAGGGUGGUGAAAAGGGCGAUGAAGGAUAUCUAAAAUCACGCCCUAAACCUCAAGGCAGCUGUACGGGCUUUUGGCGGGCUGAAAAGCGCUUCCGCUUCUGGAUACGACACACUGUGAAAACACAAUGGUUCUAUUGGUUUGUCAUCGUACUCGUAUUCCUGAACACUAUGUGCGUCGCAGUAGAGCACUAUGAUCAACCACAAUUUUUAACAGAUUUUUUAUAUUAUGCUGAAUAUGUCUUUUUGGGUCUAUUCAUGUCGGAGAUGUUCAUCAAGAUGUAUGCGCUUGGACCGCGCACCUAUUUCGAAUCGUCGUUUAAUCGAUUCGAUUGUGUCGUCAUUAGUGGUUCGAUAUUCGAAGUUAUAUGGUCCGAAGUGAAAAGCGGUUCAUUCGGUUUAUCCGUAUUGCGAGCGCUACGUUUACUUCGUAUCUUCAAAGUGACCAAAUAUUGGUCAUCCUUGCGAAAUCUUGUGAUUUCGUUGUUGAACUCGAUGAGAUCCAUCAUUUCACUGUUGUUCCUGCUCUUCUUAUUCAUUCUAAUAUUUGCACUACUUGGCAUGCAAUUGUUUGGCGGGCAAUUUAGUUUUAAAAGCGGUACCCCCGAAACAAAUUUCAACACAUUCCCCAUAGCCUUACUUACAGUCUUUCAAAUUCUAACCGGUGAAGAUUGGAAUGAAGUCAUGUAUCAGGGAAUUAAAUCACAAGGUGGCUAUAAGAAAGGAAUGAUUUAUUCUGUAUACUUUAUCGUUUUGGUACUCUUCGGUAAUUAUACACUGUUAAACGUAUUCUUGGCUAUCGCUGUCGAUAAUUUAGCGAAUGCCCAAGAAUUGACAGCUGCCGAAGAGGAGCAAGUCGAGGAAGAUAAGGAGAAGCAAUUGCAGGAGCUUGAAAAGGAGAUGGAGGCGCUGCAAGCAGACGGCGUUCACGUAGAGAACGGUGACGGCGCAUCCAUACCGAAUAAGGCAAAGAGUAAAAAGAAAGAAGAGGAAAAGAAGGAGGAAGAAGAAGUGACGGAGGGUCCAAAACCAAUGUUGCCAUACUCAUCUAUGUUUAUACUAUCACCAACGAACCCUAUACGCCGCGGCGCACAUUGGGUUGUUAAUUUGCGAUAUUUUGAUUUUUUCAUAAUGAUCGUCAUCUCAUUGUCAUCGAUAGCGUUAGCAGCCGAAGAUCCUGUUCGUGAGCAUUCGUCACGAAACGAAAUCUUAAAUUAUUUCGAUUAUGCAUUUACCGGCGUAUUCACAAUAGAAAUGUUACUAAAAAUUGUAGAUUUAGGCGUUAUAUUACAUCCAGGCAGCUAUUUAAGAGAAUUCUGGAAUAUUAUGGAUGCUGUGGUCGUUGUAUGCGCUGCUGUUAGUUUCGGUUUCGAUAUGAGCGGUAGCAGCGCUGGACAAAAUUUAUCAACCAUCAAAUCGUUGCGCGUACUGCGCGUCCUGCGACCAUUGAAAACCAUCAAGCGUGUACCAAAAUUGAAAGCCGUCUUCGACUGCGUAGUGAAUUCAUUGAAAAAUGUUGUUAACAUUCUAAUCGUGUACAUAUUAUUUCAAUUUAUAUUUUCCGUAAUUGGUGUACAAUUGUUCAAUGGGAAAUUUUUUUAUUGUACGGACGAAAGUAAACAUUCUUCCGAAGAGUGCCAGGGUUACUAUUUUAAAUAUGAGGAGGACGAGUUACUUCCAAAGCAGGAGGAGCGCAUUUGGCGGCCGCGUAGUUUUCACUAUGACAACGUGGCGGCGGCAAUGCUGACGCUUUUCGCGGUACAGACCGGCGAAGGAUGGCCACAAGUUCUACAACACUCAAUGGCUGCCACGUAUGAAGAUAGGGGUCCCAUACAAAAUUUCCGGAUCGAAAUGUCCAUAUUUUAUAUUGUGUAUUUCAUUGUAUUUCCAUUCUUCUUCGUGAAUAUAUUCGUGGCCUUGAUUAUCAUAACAUUUCAAGAGCAAGGCGAGGCUGAGUUGCAAGAUGGUGAAAUUGAUAAAAAUCAGAAAUCCUGCAUAGAUUUCACGAUAGGUGCGCGCCCGCUCGAACGGUAUAUGCCCAAAAAUCGAAACACGUUCAAGUACAAAGUCUGGCGCAUUGUAGUCUCGACGCCAUUCGAAUAUUUUAUAAUGAUGCUAAUUGUGUUCAAUACUUUACUGCUUAUGAUGAAGUAUCAUAACCAAGGUGAAAUGUAUGAGAAAUCACUUAAAUAUAUCAACAUGGGAUUCACGGGGAUGUUCAGCGUUGAGACCGUACUGAAAAUCAUUGGAUUUGGCGUUAAGAACUUCUUCAAGGAUCCGUGGAAUAUUUUCGAUCUGAUCACCGUUGUGGGCAGUAUUGUCGAUGCGCUUUGGAUGGAGUUCGGGUCGAACUCAAUCAACGUUGGCUUCCUGCGUUUAUUUCGUGCGGCGCGUCUCAUAAAAUUACUCCGUCAAGGAUACACGAUACGAAUCCUGUUGUGGACAUUUGUACAAUCGUUCAAAGCACUUCCAUAUGUCUGUUUGUUAAUAGCCAUGCUCUUUUUUAUUUAUGCUAUUAUUGGAAUGCAGGUGUUUGGGAAUAUCAAACUAGAUACAAUGGAUAAUACCAUUACUAGGCACAACAACUUCCAAUCAUUUAUACAAGGCGUCAUGUUGCUAUUCAGAUGUGCAACUGGCGAGGCGUGGCCGAACAUUAUGCUGGCGUGCCUUAAGGGGAGGCCAUGCGAUGAAGAGGCCGACAAAGGCAACGAAACAUGCGGGUCAACGCUGGCAUAUGCAUAUUUUGUAUCAUUUAUAUUCUUUUGCUCAUUCCUCAUGUUGAAUUUAUUCGUUGCCGUUAUUAUGGAUAAUUUUGAUUAUCUUACAAGAGACUCCAGUAUAUUGGGUGCCCAUCAUUUGGACGAGUUCGUUCGUAUAUGGGCUGAAUAUGAUCCAAAUGCGACUGGUAGAAUACAUCAUACGGAAAUGUAUGAUAUGUUAAAAAAUAUGGAUCCUCCGUUGGGGUUCGGUAACAAAUGUCCCAAUCGCCUCGCCUAUAAGAAACUAAUACGUAUGAAUAUGCCGUUAGAUGACGAAAUGAGAGUACAAUUUACAACGACGCUUUUUGCGUUGAUACGCGAAAAUUUGAGCAUUAAGAUGCGAUCUGCGGAGGAAAUGGAUCAAGCGGAUAUGGAACUUAGGGAAACCAUAACGAAUAUUUGGCCUUUGCAAGCGAAGAAAAUGUUAGAUUUGCUUGUACCACCCAUAGACCAACUGAAUAAAGGAAAGUUGUCAGUUGGCAAAGUGUACGCCGGUCAAUUGAUAUUGGAGUCGUGGCGUACGACGCGGUUCGGACAAAUCGAUUCUGGCAUGCCGCGGAAAAAGCGCCACACUGAUGACGAAGAACGCUUACCAAGUCCAACAGCCGACGAUCAGCCGAUGCUGGAGCUGCAGGAUGCUUCGAGACAUCCCUCGCAGGAAUCCUUAACCGGUGCCGAUGCUGGUCAUUUACAUCCUGGUCACGCGUAUCACAAUGGUCAUCAUCGUCGUUCGCCAAGUUUAAGACAUAACGGAUCUCCAUUGGCCAGAUCUCCAAGUCCUAGACGGCGAGGCCAUCAAUACAUACAUCAUGAUAUUGGGUUCUCCGAUACCGUAUCUAAUGUUGUAGAGAUGGUCAAGGAGACCCGUCAUCCUAGGCAUGGAUAUGGACAUCCGCGUUAUCCAAGAGGUUCAUGGUCAGCAUCGACAAGUCCGGCCCGUUCGCCCUCGCCUUCUCGUUAUGGUGGCCAUUAUUCGCGCAGUAGGCGUACAGAACUGCCUUUUCCCACAUAUGGGACAACAAGUCUAUGUCAAAGAUCACGUUCGCCGAGUCCCGCUCGACUUCAGGAGAUGCGUGAACGAGAUAGACUUGGUUAUGGGAUUGAUAUGGGUGGUACUCAUGUUCAGUACAGUUACCCAACGCUGGCAUCGCGACGUGCUGGCAUGGGUCGACGUCUACCACCGACACCAAGCAAACCAUCAACACUACAGCUGAAGCCAACCAAUAUUAAUUUUCCAAAACUUAACGCAAGUCCAACACAUACACAUCACUCGACACCCCAUAGUGUUCAUUCUUUGCCACACCACCGUGAUCUGCUUCGGGAUCGUGCGAUGUACCGCGACCUGUAUAGCAGUAGAGAACGCGAUCGUGAUCGAGAGCGAUAUCGAGAUCACCUUCGCGACUACGAUAUGCGGUAUGAGUAUCGGGAUCAUGAACGUGAACUCUAUGAGAGAGAGCGUGAUCGUCAAAGGGAUUUCGAAAGAGAAAGACUGGAAUAUAUAGCGCCGCUGUCGUUUGAACAAGCGCUCGCUAUGGGCAGAACGGGUCGUGUACUGCCGUCACCCGUUCUAAAUGGCUAUAAGCCAAAAGGUGGCUUACACGCACGACAUUCGGAUUCGGACGAGGAGGACUGGUGCUAGCAAAGGCUUUGAUUGCGAUUGCGUAAUCGAAGGGAACAGAUCUGGGUAUAGCAUCAAGCCAUAUUUCCAUCACUUUCUGCACCGGAUUUAGACCAUAAUUUUGAUACAAUACCGUUGCAACACUUCACAGCUGCAUCCGAUACCGAUAUAUUAGAAACCACAUUCAUAAAUACUGCCACAGCUGCUGUUGUUAAUUUUAACGAUGACACCGAACCGGAUGCCGCUACACUUUUACGAAUGGGUGCCAGAGCCGCAACAGAACCCACAAUUUGUGGCUUAGAUGUGGAUCAGGCCGAGCACAGACGUCUAAGUUCGGCCUACAGACAGUUUUCUUUGGUUCUGCCACAUUCAGAAACGGCACCAGAAUGUGAUAUAGCUACGACGCGAAUAUAUUCUGAUCACGAGCUUUUCCAACCAAAUCAACAGCAUACACAGUAUGCAGUCAGUGAACCACACACGCCGUUAACCAGGUACUUGCAACAGCAGCCCGACGACGACAGCAACAACACAACCCGAACAACAUGUGUAUCAUACGUUGUAGAAGCCGACAAAUACAUAUACACACAUACAAGUAUAUAAGUAAAAUAUUCAGCUAAAGCCAGUACGGUAAUAUAGACAUUAAAAUAGAUUGUGACUACAAUAGCAGUUAGCUGAUGAAUUAUAUAAUUGCAUACAGACAAGUGUACAGAGUACAUAACACAUUACACAUUACCAUACACACACACACAUACCAAAUAUUCAGAUAUUUAAAUCUCCAAAAAGCCGAUUCUCUCAAGUUAGGCGUACAUAAAUAUCAUUUGAAAAUAUUAAUUUCCUCUAUUUCAUAGCAAAAUAUUUCAGCAUAUGCAUAAACAUAAUUUAUACGCUAAUGUAUAUAUAUGUAUAGUUAUGUCUGCAUGUAUAAAUAAAUAUGCAUAUUUGGAUGCAUAGGUACUGCCUUGUUUCUGUUGAAGUUUGGUCCAAAGCAUUACUGCAACUACUGCACACAAAUGCAUGCAUACACAUACAUAGGUAUAUACUAGGAAAUUGUUAUUCUACAUACAUACAUACACAUUUGUUUGAAAAUUUGUUAAGAGACUUUUAACUAUGCAUUAAACUCCGUUGGUAGCUUUAAAUAACAAAUGUGGACAUAGUACAUUAUCAUACAUACAAAUAUACAAUCAAGCAUUUAUCCAUACACAUUUGCAUACACAUUGAAGUAAGACAAAAAAAGACUUCUUUCGUCGUUUACAUAUAUUUUAGUGUUAAUUAUAAAAUGGAUUAGCUUGAAGCGAAAUGAUUUUAUUCAAUAGAUUUAGCGAAAAUAGUAAUAAAUAUAAAUACAAAUACAACUAAAACACACAUACACAGCUAAACACACAACACAUAAACUCCAAAUUUAUGAAAUGGCAAAGGGAAAUGGGGCCAAAAGCGUAAAAAAUAGUCUAAUUUGCCUAAAACUCCUUGAGGAUUUGUAUAGCGAAUGGGGGAAUCGUAGCGAAUAGCAAAUUGAUUAAUGUAUAGUUAUGAUUUGAACAUUUGGAGCUACUAUAUUCACACAUACAUACUUGUACCCAUAAUAAUAUACACAUAUAUACCGUAGAUAGCCAAAAUCACCAUAGCAUAAAGUGAACUUGUAGAAAUGCAAUAUAUUGUAAUUUUAACACACAUUCUAAAAAGAGUAAAUACAUAAAGCAUACUUACAUAUACUUAUACCAUACAUACAUACACUUAUGUAACCAUGCACGAAGCAAAUAAAAAUUAUGAAAAAUAUUAAUAGAUUUUUACACUGAAGCCAAGCAAAGUUUAGAGUAGCAAGUUUUUAAAAUGCAUUUAAUAAGAAAAAAUGCAAAACUUGAAGUCUGAAUACAGAAAAGCAGGCAAAUUAUAGACACACACAUACAUUACGGAAAAUAUACCACUCACGAACACGGCUACAUAACAUGACACCAAUGCAUUUUCUCCACAUGACACUAGAUUAUGACCAGAACAAAGGCACACAAGCACUCUGUUACUAACAUUGAUAACAAAUGGUCGAAACUGCGCUUGGAGUCUCGUGAAGUGACUAGCCACACAUACCAGGGUGACAUGAUCAAAGCAUUUUCGAACUAAGAAACGAUUACGUGCACACUGUGAUAAGAAUACACAUAUAUGUAUGUAUGUAUAUAAUAUUGCCUUUGGGUACAUUAUAACUGUGGGAAGAAUGUUUUUAUGGUGGAUUUUGAACUAAAGAUCUCAUAAAUAUCCAACCAAGGCGACGUAAUCAGGCAUUUGAGGAGCCACGAAUGUAGCAACCGCAUACUGGCCAACAAUGGAUCUAGUACUACCACGAGUUCAUGCCUUCACAAUCAACCAACAAGAUUUUAAUUAUUUUUCGAAUGCGUCAAUGGGUUUCAUUCGUUCAUAUAUUCGAAAUAAAUAAAUGAUUAAGGAUUGCGGUUCACAAUUUUUAAGCUUUAAUUGAGAAUGGUUGAAGCGUUGAUUUCUGGUUUUUUUUUAUGUCAAAAUGUAUUGUCGGAAAUUGAGAGAAAUCUGAGGCGCAAGUAACACUAAGGUGCCAGCACACUUCAAGUUAGCCGAGAACAAUUUUCAUAGUUUUGUAUGCCGCUAUACUCAGCGACAACUGAAAGGAUUAUAAUGAUAUACUUACUAUACAUACGGUAGAUGCUUUAUUGUUUUAAGUUAAAAUCUGCUGAUGUCAAUGAGAGCAUAAAUAAUCAUAUAAAGAUCAAAGAAAAACAUGUGUCAACCACAAUUCUUAAGCAUUCCAUUCAAGACUGAAUGUAGGCGAAGGCUAGAAGUCCAUUAUUUUCUCCACAAGUGUAGUCAGCAAAAUCGCUUGCACUGUCAACAUCCACACAUACACAUCUAUACGCCCGUCAACACUGUGCCGUUGCACGUGCACAUCUCAACACAAACAAACAUACCAUAUUUGUUUCGAAGUCUGCAAUAACACAUCAAACGAUACUGGUCGAAAGUAAAACUUAAUUUAAUAAAAUUCCAAAAUCUCGAACAUACGUAGUUAGUGUGGAAAUAUCUGAUUCAUAAUAUUUUGUAAAUAAUCGCGAAAUCGAAAAAUGUAAAAAUUUACCUAAAAAUAAGCUAAAUGUAUUAACAUAAUAGGCAUAUACAAAAAAAAUAUAUAUUUAAAUAAAAUUACAAAUUCAAAAUACGGUGGACGAAACAGCGCACAAAUAAAUUAUGAAUUCCCAAAGAGUAGAAACAGAUAAACAAAAAACAAACAAAGCCAUGUAUAACAUUAAACAUAAUAAAAAGGUGGCAGCAUCCAUCUGUACAGUAUUUUUAGUUCUCAUAUGAAUUGUAAAUUAAAAAUAUUCGCAAUAACUUUGGUUACUUUAAAUAAGAAUUGUUCAUGUAUUAUUUUAAUUAAGUCAAAUGUUGGAUAAAAUUGAAACAAUAGUAAAUCCGUAUAUUUUCGUUAUUUUUUAACAUUUGAUCCUUUAUGAUAUUAAAAAGGUAUGUUUCCAGCUUACAGUUUACCAUUUAACAACAUUUCGAGGAUUAGUAUGUUCCCCAAGUUCCAAAAAACAUUUUCUAAGGAUUUAGAAACACAUCAUUAUUGCGAUGAAUAUUGCUAAAUAAUUAUCCAAAAAUUUAUUCUUUCGUGACCAUAUAUAAUAUAUGUGUAUGAUAUAUGUAUAUAAAUAGAGUAGCGCUUUUAUCCUUUCAAAUGUUGUGGCGAGAGUGGCGAUGUGGUUUUAUAUUUAUACCCUGAACAGGGUAUAUUAAGUUUGUCACGAAGUUUGUAACACCCAGAAGGAAGCGUCGGAGACCCUAUAAAGUAUAUAUAUAAAUGAUUAGUAAGUUGAGCUGCGUCGAUUUAGCCAUGUCCGUCUGUCUGUCUGUCUGUCUGUCUGUGUGUAUAUAUACGAACUAGUCUCUCAGUUUUUAAGAUAUCGUUUUGAAAUUUUGCAAACGUCAUUUUCUCUUCAAGAAGCUGAUCAUUUGUCGGAACUACCGAUAUUGUAUCACUAUAGCAUAUAGCUGCCAUACAAACUGAAUGAUCGGAAUCAAGUUCUUGUAUUGAAAACUUUCACAUUUGACUACGUAUCUUCACGAAAUUUGGUGUCAGUUCUUGUUCAUAGAAAUAAUGUAAUAUUGGAAGAAAUUGUGCAGAUCAAAUCACUAUAAGAUAUAGCUGCCAUACAAACUGAAUGAUCGGAAUCAAAUGCUGGUAUGGAAAACUUUUGCAUUUGACAAGAUAUAUUCACGAAAUUUGGUAUAGAUUAUUUUCUAAGGCGCCAAUGUAAUCUCCGAAAAAAUUGUUCAGAUCGGGUAACUAUAGCAUAUAGCUUCCAUACAAACUGAGCACAUAGUUACCAAAAGAAAUGCACCUAUGAAGGGUAUAUUAGCUUCGGUGCAGCCGAAGUUAACGUUUUGUCUUGUUUUCUUGAAAAUUUCAUUAACAGAGGUGAUACCUAAGUACAAGUACAUAUGUACAAGUUGCGAACUGCUAAUAGAUUUAAAAAACUUUUGCUCGACAAUGCUAUGCUCGUACAUUUGGCAUUGCCUGUCGCGGAUAAUCGCGUUUGUUGUUGGUUGGAACAGGCAAACCCGGGUCUUGGGAGGUAUGAUCUUAAUUUAACAAAUUAACUUAUAAUUUAUGUUAAAAGAAACUGUCAAAAUAUAUAACUUCUCUAAACCUUUUGUAUCGAAUUUCCACUUACUCUAUUUGGGAAAAAAUUAUUCAUCAAAUCGUAUAAACUACUUUAAAGAUUUAAUGAAAUGCUUAACAAACAGUUUGCAACACUAAUUUGCAUUUCCAAAUAGUCUCUUUCCCCUUAGAUAAUUCCAGGGAACUUUAUUCUUCGAGCAAUUGUUGUUAUAUCAUUACUAUUCACACGCAUUCAAAUGGAAGUAUUUCUGUAAAUUUUGUGGGCUUUAAGCAAUUUAAUAUCCACACUAAUUACCUGCGCUAGUUCUUUAGAAAAUCUUUGCUUAAAUUUUUUUUUAACUAUACUCUAAUUAAAGAUAAUUGUAAAAAAUUUUUUUACUUUUUUUAUAUUAUCUUUUUUAUUAUAUUCUAAUGUGAUUACCAAGUCCACAAAUGAUUACUUUUCACUAAGAGUACGACUCGUUGUUUUAUAAAUCAUCAAAGUAUCCAUCUCAAUCAGCUUUUAUUACAAAAAACUGUACUACAACAAAAAAUUAAAAAAAAACGCAUAACCGUAAUAAAGCCACACACAGUCAUAAUCUCAACCACACAAUGCAUACCUACACAAAAAAUAUUAACACAAUUACAAACAUACUAUAAAUAAUGCAAAUAUGAAACCAAAUCGAAGUAUCUUGAUCUGUUCCUUAGGUAAUACGAGAACGAUAGGUAAAUAUGCAAUACUGAAAAUAAUUCAUAGCUACAUUGUAAGGAAUAACAUAAAAGAAAACUAAUUCACUAGAUUAAUGAAAACAAAUAUUGCUAAAAAUAAACAUUUCGUAAAUAACGUUAGAUAUUGUACUUUAAAUAAUGGAAAAAUAAUAAAUAAAAAUUAUGUAAAUUUUUGAAUUAAUACUUUAUUCCUUGAGAAUAAAUUGCCUGCGUGUGAAAUUUAAACAUGAACGUGAAAUACUGAGCUAGUCGUAUAAAAUAUUUUAUAUGAAACCUAAAACUGAAUAAAAACCAAAAACAAAAAACAAAUAAAAAACAAAAAAAAGAACAACAAAACUUACCAAAAAAUAACAACUUGCCCUUACUUGUAUUAAAAUUAAAAACAAAAAACACGAAAAAGAGAAAAUAUAGUGCAGAUAAAAUAGAGUUUAAUAUUGAGCAAAAAGAAAAACCAAUAAAUUAUUAAUACAAAUUAGCGCGAUUAAGGCAUAAAUUGAACUUACCUAUAUAAGAGAAAAAUUUAAAAUAAAAAAUUCAAAUGGUAAAUAUUUAAUGAUUAAUACUGUAAUGUAUUUAUGGAUAUAAUAACAAUAUAACACCUGCCUUCAAUAAAUUUUAUUAUACUUUAUUAAAAAAAGCAAAGAAGAAUCAUGAUAUGAGCAAAUGAAAGUAAUCAUUACUUUUUAUUAUUAGGAAUUCAAAAAAAUGAAAAACCAAAAAAAAAAUAAAACAAAAAAUAAUAAUUAUAAGAACAUAAAAUAAUUAUAAAUUUACGUAAAACCAAGCCAACUUUUACAAUUGUAAAUUAAACGUAACUGAAAAUUAAAAUUUUAUUUUUAGAUAUUUAAAUUAUGACGUUGAAAUGGAAAAAUCAGCACUCAUUUCAUACUGAAAAAGCAAAAUCAAAUUGCAUAAAAUAAAACCAAACAAAAGCAAAUAGAAACAGAGAAACGUUACCAUUUGAAAUGUAAAAACUGCGCAGUGAACACAUACAGACACACUACAAAUUUAAAAGCAUAAAUCAUUCAUCAAACGCCUGUCAUCACAACCAAAGAUUACCGAAUUGUCCCUGAAAGCGUUUACAAAUCAUGUGAUUAUGUAUCAGUUGUUAAACUAUUCCUUUACCUUAGUUCAAGCAAUCUAUCAUUGUUUGGUAUGACACAGUUGUCAUAUAAUACUACUGUGAUCAAAUUGAAAGGUGAAUUUUGUCCAUUUCAUUUCCUUCAAAGUAAUCCUCUCCCGCUGCAAUCCACAUAUGCCAAUGAAUUUUCCAGUCAUCAUAGCACUUGGACAAAACCUUCGUCGUGAUGGCCAUCAUAGCCUUCUUCGAUUCAGCUUUUAUAUCCCUCAAUUGAGUCAAAACGGUCCACUCCGAGGACGAUCAUAUGAAUUUGCUGAAUAGCCAGAAGUUACACGAAGGUAAAUCAGGCAAAUGCGGUAUUAGUUGAAAAUGUGGCGAAGAAGUGCAUUAUCGCACUUCUUGGUUGUAAAAAUUCAGACAUAGUAAAAAUCGAAAAAUUCACUUUUAGACCCUCAAAAAACGACGCGUAUCUCAAAUACUAAUGCAUAUUUUGACGUGAAAUUUAGCAUAGAUGUCACUAACAGUACUACUAACUUAACUUUCAAUUUGAGCACAGUAGUAUAGAAAGAAUCAUUUUCAUAAUUCCCGCCCUUGUUUUUAUAAAAAUGUGCUUUAUGUAGUCUAGUAUUGUGAAUGUCUGCUUUAAAGAAUUCUUAGGAUUGCACUUGAAAACUUUCAAAGCGUUCAUUUCACUAUUUUGUCGUCAUCAGUUUGUUUGAUUUUACAGUUGUGUAAUCAAACUUUGAAGAAAUGUUAUCCGCAAUAAGGUUCCAUAUAUUCAAUAGAAUACAAAGAUGCCAAAAACAUGCGAGUAUUCGCUACAUAUUGUUGAUUGAAAAUUAUUUUGUGUGUUAAAAAUAUAAUAUAAUAUAAUAUAUUUAUGUAUUCUAUGAUCAACUACCACUCGAUCCUAUAAAUUUUUAAAAGCAUAUAUUUUAAUUCGGAGUUAAGAAUCGAUUUAAACUUCUGUACUUUUAUAACACUUGCAGAAACAAUUUUCGCUUUUGUAGUUCAAAGUUGACACAACGAUAAUACAAAUAAAUAGUUUCCGCCCGCCCUUAUGGCAUUUCAUCGAAAAAUUCUGGUAUUAAAUAAACAUUUUAACUUAAAACGAUUUGAAGAGAGUGCGGCAUGUUUUCGUAACCUAGGAUUAGCAGUCAGUUUCAAAAGUUUUAAAGAACACUUCCAAAAAACAUGCUAUUCUUCAUUUUUAGUUUUGAUGCGCUUUGAAAACGCAAUGAUUUGAUGUAGAGUUUUACCCUUAAUUGUUUAAAUUUACAAAAAGCUUUUUAAUCAUCAACCAGGUGACACAUUCCAAGUUUCCACAGCCCACAGAGGUUUGCGGUAUUCAUUUUCAGAUUAGUUCUAAGUCUCUUUAUUACUCAAAGUUAUGUUUCCACAGAUGGACAAAUAUAAUUAUAUAUGUAAUUUAAUUUUUUUCUUUUUUGUUGAGUUAUCAAUAUUAUCUUUUGGGUGUAGUAAUUAUUUUUAUUUCUAAGGCCCACAUCUACUUUUGACCCAAAAUUAUUGAUUAUAAAUUCCAGAAAUAUUCUGAAAUGAAAUACGCUCGCUCAAUCAUUGUAGCAUGUCAUAUUAUGAUACCCAGCAUUUUUUUUUGUAUUUUGAUUGAAAUAUUGUGUAUAUCAGUUUGUUUUUGGUUUCCCAGAGUUACCUCAUAUCUCCAUUAGAAGUUUAUUUCCCAAUUUAACAAUGUCCAUCCACUUUUUCGAUAUACUUUAAACCAAGAAUGAUAGAAAUAAAGACAACCACAGUUUCCUUCCGUAAAUACUAUGAAAGUGUGGCAAUUUGUUCUGUUAGAUUUCCGGAAUAUUGUCACUCUCAUACCUGAUAUAACCAAACGUUAAAAUAAAAUAAGCUCAUAAUAUUUAAGAUAAAAUAUAAUAUUCUCGUUAAAAUAUUUAUUUUUUUGCCGAAAAAAUAACGGUACUAUAUUUUUUAAUAUCAACAAACUCUAUUUGUAUAAAAAAUAAAGACGAUUCAAAUUUUUUCACUUUAAUGCGAUCCCGCAAUUUCUCGGUAUUUUUUGAUAUAACCACCAUGUGAAACAGCUUGCUCAGAAAUCGGAUAUUGCAACUAUCUUUGUUUUAAGAUGUGUAAAUGGUAACUAUAUAGAAAUGAGAAGAUCUUGUUAAACAUUGAAAUGAUAAUUUAAUGGAUAUAAAAUAGUACAUGCUUUGGGUUGAUAUUACUAGGCGCAAAAAAGCCAAAAUGAAAACAUUGUUUCUAAUCAUAUGACAUAGAACAAAAGCCACAAACGCUUUAUAGAAAACACAAAGUUUCAGUGAAAUAGUAAUUGCAUUUAAUAAAUUGGUUUACUUCAUCAAAAAUGAAUCUGAAUGGUUUGUAUCUUAUACUAAACGAAAAUCUUAUAGUUGCAAAAAUUCAUUCGGAUUUUUCAGCUUGUUGCAAUGCAAGUGAGCUUUAAAGCUGUUUCACACUUCAAUCCUAAUGACUAAUAUCUAUUUUAAGCGGAAUGUGAAUUAUUUAGUGUUCCUCUUGUAACUGCAAUUUCUAUGUAUAAAACAUCCCUACUAAGUACAAUGAGUUCAUAAGAAAUCCCGAUAUCGAAGCUGUUCCAGCAUGUUGGUGAACAAAAUGUUUUUUGUUUUUUUUUUCUUUUAACUCAAAAUUCCCUUCAUACACAUACAUAUUAAUAUAUAUACAUAUAAUAGAUGAAUACAUACCAUACCCUAAGGGCUUCAUUAUCUUACGCUUUUAUAUGCCAUUCACUUCGUAUAUAAGAAUCAGACAUUAAUAAAACUUAUAACAAUGAUACAUGCCUGUUUACAUAUACCAUACACAUAGGUAUAUACAUAAAUACCGAAAAUGCGCCAGUUAAGAAAAGCUUCAACUUAGUCGCUUUGUUUUAAAGAGUGAGUCAAAAGAUUUUACUUCGCAAAUUCAGUUUUUGAAAAAUAUCAAACCAUUUUCCUUUUCCUUUUCACGUAAUCGCAGUCAAAUAUUUAAUAAAUCCAAGUAUUUCAAAUGCAUUUUACCAGUUUUGUAAAUGGCCACUUAACCUUUGGGGUUUGUGAAGUGUUAUAAGCGAUUAUAGAAUACAUAAAGUGUAUAUACGAAAGUUCAUUGAAAAUUUAUUGAAGAAAUCGCAAUUUCAAGUAUAAAAAUUAGUUCACAACCGCAAGCCCCAAGGUUGAAGGUCAUGAGUGAAAAUGUGAGGGUUAACAACAAUGUUUAAAGGUGGUGUUAAAUACCACCACGAAUAGUACCAUUUUCUCAAAACGCUGCGUACAAGAAUAACUAUCCACAAAGGUAAAUAAAUUGUCCACAUGCAUACGAGUACUAAUCAUAGUAAUCAUUGAAAAUAAUAUUAUGAAUCCAGCAAAGCAUUGAUAAAAUGAAAUUUAUAAAAUAAAAUAAGAUUGAAGAAAUACAAAUUUAGUUAAUGUUGUUAUAAACAAUUAUAUUCUAAUUAUUAACAAAAAUAGAAAAAUCCAACCAAUUAAAA
Molecule: messenger RNA, 17321 nt
Organism: Bactrocera neohumeralis
Lineage: Eukaryota; Metazoa; Arthropoda; Insecta; Diptera; Tephritidae
Gene: cac
Product: voltage-dependent calcium channel type A subunit alpha-1
Exons: 33
Coding region: 1815-7430 (1871 amino acids)
Biological process (GO): chemical synaptic transmission; calcium ion import across plasma membrane
Cellular component (GO): voltage-gated calcium channel complex; membrane
Molecular function (GO): calcium ion binding; high voltage-gated calcium channel activity
Source: RefSeq, a predicted model, not a curated record